Messenger RNA from Phycomyces blakesleeanus NRRL 1555(-), 795 nucleotides. RefSeq lists its product as hypothetical. The transcript is spliced from 3 exons. Gene Ontology annotation, cellular component: plasma membrane. The record is from RefSeq and is a predicted model, not a curated record. Lineage: Eukaryota; Fungi; Mucoromycota; Mucoromycetes; Mucorales; Phycomycetaceae. The coding region runs from base 1 to 795 and encodes 264 amino acids.
AUGUUCCUUCAACCACACUCUGCAGCAGUUCUGUUCUCUACCUUGGCACUGGCUGUCUUCCUUGUAUCAAACCUUGGCACCACAUUCAAUUCUACAAUCUUGCCAGAUGUAUACUUUGCACGGCUAGAUCAAUCAACCACAGGAGCAUCCAUUCGAUAUGGACUCUAUAAUUCCUGUCUCUAUUUAAACGGAAGUCGAUCUCAAUGUAUUGAUCCAAAAUUUGGUUUUACUCUGGACAGCAACCAAAUUAGUGUAAUGAAUUCAGUCUCGUCUGGGAACCUGACUGAUCCCAAUCCCAAUCCCAAUUCCAAUUCCAAUAUCCUGGCUGAGUUGGAAGAUCUUGCGUCAAUUCACAAGUUUAGCAUUUUUAUCAUGCCUGCUACAAUUUUGGCUUUUGUUUCAAUUAUCGGCAAGUAUUCCCAAUGUUUCUUCUUCUUCCUUUAUUUUAGCAUUACUAUCUUGGCUGGACUCGUACAUAAUCAGCGUGAGACCAACAACAAACCAAUCGUUGGAACCGUGGUUAGUUUGAUUGGUUUUCUCUGUGGUGGUGCUGGACUGGCCUUGGUCAUCGUCUGCUAUUCGAUUCUCUUCAAUGGUCUCAAAAAGACAGCCGGUCUGUCUGAGGCUUUGUCUUUGCACUGGGGUCCGUCCAUCUACCUGGUUGGUGCUGGUUGCGGCUGCAUGUUGAUCGCAUUUGGAUUCUUUGUUGCCAGCUCUCUUCAGCGAAGACAGAAGCAAGUACCAGAGCCAAUUCAUUACUAUGACUACAAUUACGAGCACAAGAACAUGUACUAG